CUGGAGCCAAGCAAGGGCAGCUCCUAAAAUGACUGGCUACCACAGUUGGGGAUAUGGGCAGGCUGACGGCCCUUCCGAGUGGCACAAAGCUUACCCCAUUGCCCAGGGGAACCGCCAGUCGCCCAUUGACAUUGACUCUGCACGGGCGGUCUAUGACCCCAGCCUGCAGCCGCUUGUCAUCUCCUACGAGUCCUGCACCUCCCUCAGCAUCUCCAACACCGGCCACUCCGUCAUGGUGGAGUUUGAGGACACUGACGACAGGACGGCAAUCAGUGGAGGGCCUUUUCAGAAUCCAUUCCGGCUAAAGCAGUUCCACUUCCACUGGGGGACCACACACAGCCAGGGAUCAGAGCACACUAUUGAUGGAAAACCUUUUCCCUGUGAGCUCCACUUAGUACAUUGGAAUGCCAGAAAAUAUGCAACAUUUGGAGAGGCAGCAGCAGCUCCAGAUGGCUUGGCAGUAGUUGGUGUUUUCUUGGAGAUUGGAAAAGAACAUGUCAAUAUGAACAGACUCACUGAUGCAUUGUACAUGGUAAAAUUUAAAGGAACAAAAGCUCAGUUUAGAGGCUUCAACCCUAAAUGUCUCCUGCCCUUGAGUCUAGAUUACUGGACAUACCUUGGUUCUCUGACAACCCCACCCCUUAAUGAGAGUGUGACAUGGAUAGUGCUGAAAGAACCCAUCAGAAUCUCUGUGAAACAGCUGGAGAAAUUUCGCAUGCUGCUCUUCACUGGUGAGGAAGACCAGAGGAUCCAAAUGGCCAAUAACUUUCGCCCCCCUCAGCCUCUGAAGGGAAGAAUUGUUCGAGCUUCCUUCAAGGCCUGAAGAAAACUGAUAAUGGACCUGAGAUAUCCAAGAGCUUCCACAUGUGAGAUACUCUGGUCUACAGACCACUCAUGGAACUCACAAGACAGGCAUUUCCACGAACCCUCUGCUUGGAGGGGGACAAUCUUCUGGCUUCCUAUUUCAUUUGAAGUGCCCAUUCUUUGGAGGAAUGGGACCUUUUUAAUCAGUACCCUUUAAUAUAAGGAAUAGCUGAGUGAACUACGUUGUUAUCCAAGACAUGAAACUCUAUAAAAUUAAAAAGACAUUAAAAUCCUGCUUGACAUAAAAUGGAAAAUUGUGUAAUGAUCUAUUAGUGCAGACGGCCACAACUUCUACUUGUCUCAUUUAAUAUAUGAGGAAACAGUAAUCAAGAAUUUUGGACUUAAAUUUUCCUUUCUGUUCUGUUGCUACCAUUUGCUGAACUCUGAUUUAAAGACUGCUUUCACUGUAUUCUUGCUGCCUGAUGACACAGAUUGUAUGAGUAGCACUAGAAAAAAGUUCUUUACUCGCCUCAAGUAGGCCCUGGUAUGAAAAUUAAGUAUGUAUUUUAAAUCCAAUGUUCUAAGAUGUUUUCUUACAA
Hirundo rustica (Barn swallow) is the source of this 1403-nucleotide messenger RNA. It is a transcript of the gene CA7, whose product is annotated as carbonic anhydrase 7. NCBI's taxonomy places the organism in Eukaryota, Metazoa, Chordata, Aves, Passeriformes, Hirundinidae. The transcript is spliced from 7 exons. The record is from RefSeq and is a predicted model, not a curated record. Gene Ontology annotation, cellular component: cytoplasm. Gene Ontology annotation, molecular function: zinc ion binding; carbonate dehydratase activity. Bases 29 to 823 code for a protein of 264 amino acids. Gene Ontology annotation, biological process: regulation of intracellular pH.